CAAAUUUUGCAAGAUUGUCAAUAUUAUGGGACUUAUAUGUUUGCUCAUUAAAUUUUUAUACAUACGUCAAUACCACUAGAAAAUGACGCAGAGACCACACAAAUGAGAGAUACAGUACAGUGGCUUUGCAUUUUGCACUCAAUCUAUAUACUAUUCAACGCGUAAUUGGUUCUGCACAUAAUAGCUUUUUCUGCCCACCAAAUUAAAAAACCCACAAACAAACGCACACAUAAAAUAUACACUCACGCACAUAUUGUACGUAUUUUUGCCUCGACAAGAUUGCGUGAUCUCAUUCUUCCUUUUGACAAAUCGCAACAAAUAUAUUAUUUUAAUAGCUGAGCUUCGAUCCCCUGUUUCAGUGAGCGCCAAUUGUCCACAAAUUCAAGCGCACCUUAUCUAGCUACUAAGAUCUGAAGUUGAUCGGGUUUAAUUUCUCGUGGUGAGAAUGUUUUUCAACAAGAAGAGGCGGAAAUCGGCGGUCGGGAAAUGAAGCUCUGUACAUCGGCGGCUGGGUUUAAGAGAUUCGCGGCGUCCGGUGUCGGCCGGCGGCUUUGGGGGAUGAAGGGGAAGAAUCCGCUGGCGGCGGCAGGUGGCGGCAGGCGAUUGUCUCACCGGCCGGCGAGGUUGCUGGUGGGGCUGCUUUUGCCGUUUCUAUUUGUUAGAGCUGCUCUUUUGGCUCUGGAAUCCGCUGCCCUUUGCUCGUCGCCAAUUGUUUUUUAUUUUCAGUGGGCGAAUGUGCAAACUAACCGUGUAUUCGUGGUGCUGCAGCGUUAUUUUGCUCACGAUAAUGCUGUCGUAUUGGUUAAAAAGCUCAGAGAAGAACUGUCAAUGGCCUUGCUGGAGACAACCACUAGUGGUGAUGAAAAUAAUGAUGGUAGAGUUGGAAUUGCCAGAUUGGAGAGUUCAAAUUCCAUACCUCUUUCAUUCGAGGAUCUAAUAAAGGAUAUGGCAUUGAACAAAGACAUUAAAGCCUUUGCAUUCAAGACUAAAGCCAUGAUAGCAAGGUUGGAGCAUACUGUAAAAGAAGCUAAGUGGCACGAGUCUUUAUACUGGCAUUUAGCUGCUCAUGGUAUACCCAAGACCCUGCACUGCCUUUCACUUAAUUUGGCUGAAGAAUAUGCUGUAAAUGCUGCAGCACGUUCUCGAUUACCACAGCCGCAAUACAUUUACCGUCUCACAGACUCUUCCUUUCACCACGUGGUUCUUUUAAGCGAUAAUCUCCUUGCUGUCUCUGUAGUUGUCUCCUCUAUUAUCAAAACAUCAAGCAAUCCUGAAAAACUAGUCUUCCAUAUUGUAACUGACAAAAAGACGUACCCUUCCAUGCAUGCAUGGUUCGCAAUAAACACAGUAUAUUCUGCAGUCGUUGAAGUCAAGGGCUUGCAUCAAUAUGAUUGGUCUCACGAAGUCAAUGUUGUGGUCAAGGAGAUGCUAGAAAUUCAUCAUCAAAUCUGGAGUCGCUACUACCGCAGUCUGAAAAUGGAAAACUUUGAGCAAGGGAAAGUAAAAGAUCGAAACUUAGAUGCCCUUAGCACCAGCAGCAUCUCCCUCUUAAACCACCUCCGAAUUUAUCUACCCGUGCUGUUCCCGGAUCUUGACAAAGUUGUGUUAUUAGACGAUGAUGUUGUAGUACAGCAUGACUUAUCUUCUCUUUGGGACUUAGAUCUCAAUCAGAAAGUGGCUGGUGCAGUUGUUGAUUCAUGGUGCGGGCCUGAUUGUUGUCCAGGAAGAAAGUACAAAGAUUACUUCAACUUCAUGGAUCCAAUUUUCUCUUCAGCUGAUGUGAAUCCUGAUAGCUGUGGAUGGUUGUAUGGGGUGAAUAUUUUUGACCUCGGAAGGUGGAGAAAGACUAACAUCAUAGAAGUAUAUCAUCAAUGGCUUAAGCAUAGCCUUAACUCUGGUUUUGAAUUAUGGCAUCCUGGAGCACUUCCACCUGCCUUGCUUGCAUUUGAAAAACACGUUCAACGUAUUGAUCCUUCAUGGCACCUAGCUGGUUUGGGCUAUCGGUACCCAGAAACAGACAAACAAAUGCUAGAAGCUGCAGCUGUUGUGCAUUUCAGUGGGCCUGCAAAGCCAUGGCUCGAUAUCGGGUCCUCAGCUCUAAGAGGUCUGUGGAAUAAACAUGUAAACUUUUCGAAUGAACAUAUUAGAAGAUGUGGAAUAACAGGGUAAGGAUAUAUAUAUCUAUAUAGACAUGUCACACGCAUAUGUAUCAUAAUCCGUCUUUAUAUAUUUAGACUUUUAGACUACUCGUUUCGGUUUAAAGCGGGAGGAAUAAGGAAUCUUCUGGGAAAGAGGGAAGAAGGUUAUUAAAAGUCUUCAGUCUCUUCUCAGGCCUUGCUCCCUGUGUACAAUAGCUUAUACAAAAACAAUUUAGUCUUUUACCAGUGAUGAAAGGUACACUAUUGUAAUCUUAUCUCAUUCUUGAUAUCUAAGCAAUUAUGUUAGUUUAUGGUGUUACUAUUGGUUA
Molecule: messenger RNA, 2467 nt
Organism: Striga asiatica
Lineage: Eukaryota; Viridiplantae; Streptophyta; Magnoliopsida; Lamiales; Orobanchaceae
Source: the annotation of a GenBank genome assembly